This is a messenger RNA of Diospyros lotus (date-plum), 2698 nucleotides long. RefSeq names its product calmodulin-binding protein 60 B-like. The record is from RefSeq and is a predicted model, not a curated record. NCBI's taxonomy places the organism in Eukaryota, Viridiplantae, Streptophyta, Magnoliopsida, Ericales, Ebenaceae. Gene Ontology annotation, cellular component: nucleus. Gene Ontology annotation, biological process: regulation of salicylic acid biosynthetic process. The transcript has 8 exons. Gene Ontology annotation, molecular function: sequence-specific DNA binding; calmodulin binding; DNA-binding transcription factor activity. The coding region runs from base 297 to 2231 and encodes 644 amino acids.
UAAUUAGAAUACAACGCAGCAACCAACCACUGAUCGGCUGAUAGGCUUAUAGCUACACAUAGUCGUCGGAGUUGGAGUGUGCCACUCAAUCACGCAUCUGGAGAUCGAUCCCCCGAAAUUCCUCACUUUUUCGCUUUUUCUAGUCCCCGAAUUAGAGCUCUCGAAUACUAGUUCUGGUGGAUCUGUGGAAGAACGCUCUGUGUGAUUGUUAGGGUUUCGGGAGUUUGGUUGCGGGGUCGGGGGGAUUUGGGCGUUGCUGAUCUGUGAUUUUUGGGGCUUUUGUGAAGUGAGCGUAAAUGCAGACUAGGUAUAUGGAAAGGACUAGCUCCAUGACUAGAGGGAAGCGGAGUUUGGAUAGUGGCGAAGAUGAGCAGCCCGAGCGGAAGCGGCCUGCUUUAGCUAGUGUAAUUGUGGAAGCUCUGAAGGUGGAUAGUCUGCAGAAGCUUUGCUCAUCCUUGGAACCUAUCCUUCGAAGAGUUGUUAGUGAAGAAGUGGAACGUGCUUUGGCAAAGUUAGGCCCUGCUAGACUCAAUGGACGGUCUUCUCCCAAAAGAAUUGAGGGGCCAGAUGGACGAAAUCUGCAGCUGCAUUUUCGUUCUAGAUUGUCUCUUCCCCUGUUCACAGGUGGAAAAGUAGAAGGGGAACAGGGUGCUGCAAUCCAUAUUGUUUUAGUUGAUGCCAAUAGUGGUCAUGUUGUAACAUCUGGACCUGAAUCAUCUGUGAAGCUCGAUAUUGUUGUUCUUGAAGGUGACUUCAACAAUGAAGAUGAUGAGGGUUGGACCCAAGAAGAAUUUGAAAGCCAUGUUGUGAAAGAGCGUGAAGGGAAGAGACCACUUCUGACGGGGGACCUGCAAGUGACCCUAAAAGAAGGUGUAGGAACACUAGGGGAGCUUUCCUUUACAGAUAACUCAAGUUGGAUAAGGAGCAGGAAGUUCAGGCUUGGCUUGAAGGUUGCCUCUGGCUUUUGUGAGGGCAUACGCGUACGUGAGGCAAAGACAGAAGCUUUCACUGUUAAAGAUCACAGAGGGGAAUUAUACAAGAAACACUACCCGCCGGCAUUGAAUGAUGACGUCUGGAGAUUAGAGAAGAUUGGUAAGGAUGGUUCUUUCCACAAGCGGCUAAAUAAAGCUGGCAUAUUCACAGUUGAAGACUUUCUUCGGCUUGUAGUACGGGACUCUCAGAAACUACGGAAUAUCCUUGGCAGUGGUAUGUCAAAUAAGAUGUGGGAUGCUCUCAUAGAGCAUGCAAAGACUUGUGCGUUGAGUGGGAAACUUUAUGUGUAUUAUACUGAUGAUACAAGAAACAUCGGUGUUGUUUUCAACAAUAUUUAUGAGCUAAGUGGCCUCAUUUCUGGUGAACAAUAUUUCUCAGCUGAUUCUCUUUCUGAUAGCCAGAAGGUAUAUGUGGAUUCUUUGGUGAAGAAAGCAUAUGACAACUGGAACCACGUUGUAGAGUAUGAUGGCAAGUCACUUUUGAGCUUCAAACAAACUAAGAGGUCAAGUGCAUCUCGGAAUGAACUACCGUUGGGGCCAGUGGAAUACCCUAAUACUCUGGAUAAUCAGAUCCCGCAACUACGUUUACCCGGUUCUAUUCCUUCAGAGCAGUCUUCAGCAGAUUCAAGUCUGCUAAUUGGGGCUUCAGGUUAUAACGAGAAUCUAGCUGCUAGAUACCCAACUGAGAUGCAGUUUGUCAAUUCUAAUUCCCGUCCACAGUUUGACAAUAAUAUGUUUGCUCCACAUGACCAGCAAAUCAGCACUCCCCAGCAAAUCCAAAGUACCAGAUAUGAUAACAGGGUAGGGUUGGCACUUGGUCCGCCCCAAUCAUCACCGUCAUUCCAGAGCAUGAGCUCUUCUGUUCAACCAUCCAGUCUUAACCCCUUUGAUGACUGGUCAAAUAAUCGAGAUAAGGGUGUUGAUGACUUCUUAUCAGAGGAAGAGAUUCGUGCUAGAAGUCAUGAGAUGCUUGAGAAUGAAGAUAUGCAGCAUUUACUCAGACUUUUCAGCAUGGGAGGUCAUGCUUCGGUUGGAGGGACUGAAGAUGGGUACAAUUUCCAACCAUACAUGACCCCACCCUCACCAAACUUUAGCUUCGAUGAGGACCGCAGCCGCUCUGGUAAGGCUGUUGUAGGUUGGCUCAAAAUCAAGGCGGCAAUGAGGUGGGGCUUCUUUAUCAGGAAAAAAGCAGCUGAGAGACGGGCACAGAUUGUUGAGUUAGAUGAUGAAUUCGAGUAGCUGUCAAGGUGCCAUUUGGUUUAUGAUGCUGAAUACUUAUCUGCAUUUCAUUACCAACCUGACAAUUGAUGAAACUGUUAAUCCAUGAAAGCAAAAGCUGUAGGUUUCGGGAUUGCAUGGAAAUUACAAUUUCCAGAAGUCUCGAAGAUCUCUGGUGUCUUCAGCAGACAUCAGGGAUUUUCUUCAUGUACAGUUGUCUGUACAGUACUCUCAGCUUAACCCUCUUAUCUAGACUCCAGUAGGGUGGCUUCUCAAUUAUCUCAGUACAUCUGGCUUGUGAAUGACGAUGGAUUUAGGGAACCUAAAUGUUGUAUUGUUGUUGAAACUUGAAUUAAUGACUCCUUUUCAAUGUUCAAGACUGUUAUAUAGGGAACACUUUUAUGUAAUUUGGGGAUGUGUUUACUGUAAGAAGAUCUUCAAAUUUGAUUAUUCUGCAAGAACAAUGGCUAGUGUUGUUAUUAUAGUUA